UUUAAAGUCCAGAAUUUUCUCUAGCUGGGCUUUUUUUCUUUCGUCUGCAUUCUAGAUCUUAGUUAAUUUAAUCUUCAUUAAACAGGUAGCUAGCUUUAAUUUUGCUAGACUACAUCUCCCAAAUGUGUAUUUUGUAUAACGUUAGCUAGCCAACCCUUUUAUCAGUAGCAAUGUCUGUAACAUCCGCCGAUAUGCUUGAAACUCCACCUGGGUACCCCUUUGAAGAGAUAGACUACCAGGAUAUUGAAGUUGAAGAGGUGGUCGGACGGGGUGCUUUCGGUGUUGUGUGCAAGGCGAAAUGGAGAGGCAAAGAUGUCGCCAUCAAGACAAUAGAGAGCGAGUCUGAGAGAAAGGCGUUCGUAGUUGAGCUGCGGCAGCUUUCACGGGUUAACCACCCCAACAUUGUGAAGCUGUAUGGUUCAUGUAGUACUCCAGUUUGUCUUGUGAUGGAAUAUGCCGAAGGUGGAUCUUUGUACAAUGUGCUGCAUGGUACCGAACCCCUCCCCUACUACACCGCCUCCCACGCCAUGAGCUGGUGCCUGCAGUGCUCCCAAGGGGUGGCCUAUCUCCACGGCAUGAAGCCAAAAGCCCUCAUCCACAGGGACCUCAAACCACCCAACCUGCUGCUUAUCGGUGGUGGGACAGUGCUGAAGAUCUGUGACUUUGGGACGGCCUGUGACAUCCAGACGCACAUGACCAACAACAAAGGAAGUGCAGCCUGGAUGGCCCCCGAAGUGUUCGAAGGCAGCAACUAUAGCGAGAAGUGUGACGUGUUCAGCUGGGGCAUCAUCCUGUGGGAGGUGAUCACGCGGAGGAAGCCCUUCGACGAGAUCGGCGGCCCUGCCUUCCGCAUCAUGUGGGCGGUGCACAACGGUACGCGGCCGCCCCUCAUCAAGAACCUCCCCAAACCCAUCGAGAGCCUGAUGACACGCUGCUGGUCAAAGGACCCCUCCCAGCGGCCCUCCAUGGAGGAGAUCGUCAAGAUGAUGACCCACCUGAUGAAGUACUUUCCGGGGUCUGAUGAGCCCCUGCAGUACCCCUACCAGUAUUCAGAUGAAGGACAGAGCAACUCGGCAACCAGCACAGGGUCCUAUGUGGACUACACCUGCACCAGCACCAGUAAUAAGAGCGAUGCCAACAUGGAGCAAGGAGACUCCCAGGGCAGCAACGACACCAUCAAGAUCAUGGAGACCAAGUUUGCACCUCAGUUCAAACCAAAGGGGGACGCGAUGCGAAGUCUCCCCCUGUCCAGAGGGGGCAGUGUGGAGAGCCUAGCAGGACGCCCGCAGUGCCUGGCAUCCUCUGACAGCAAGAGAAUGAGCACCGACCUGUCAGAGCUGGAGCACAGAAUGCCUUUCGGACCCGCAGCACGCCCCCAGUAUAAACGAGGCCAUCGUAAAACCGCUUCCUUUGGCACCAUUCUGGAUGUCCCCAAGAUCAUCGUCACAGCCAGCUGCGAGUCCCAGAGACGCAGAUCCGUGCAGGACCUCCCAGGAAUCGGCACAGAGUCCAGCCAGGGGAGCAGGAACAGCAGCAGGUCGUCCAGCCCCAGCAUGAGGAUGAUCACGUCGGACAAGACAGGCAGCAGGGGCUACGGCUUCUCCCCCGACGACCCCGCAGAUACCAACGGCUCAGACAACUCCAUUCCCAUGGCCUAUCUAACGCUGGACCACCAGCUGCAGCCCCUUGCGCCCUGUCCCAACUCCAAAGAGUCCAUGGCUGUGUUUGAGCAGCACUGCAAAAUGGCCCAGGAGUACCUCAAAGUGCAGACCGAAAUCGCGCUCCUGAUCCAGAGGAAGAAGGAGCUGAUCGCCGAGCUGGACCAGGACGAGAAGGACCAGCAGAACACCUCCCGCCUGGUCCAGGAGCACAAGAAGCUGCUGGAGGAGAACAAGAGCCUCUCCACCUACUACCAGAAGUGCAAGAAGCAACAGGAGCUGAUCCGGGCGCAGCAACAGAAGAGGCAGGGCACAUCGUGACGAGGCGCCGGGACACGCCGCCCCCCCCCGCUCUCUGGCUCCCCCUCCAGGACACCCCUGCAACAGAUUCGCCCAUAUCCCUGCACACCACAGUGCCCCCUGCUGCCCUUCCCCCCCCCCUUUCUCCUGUGGGAUGUGGGGGUAGGCUUCCCUGGUCUGUAGGUUACUGGCUUUCUUGCACUGUAAAAGAGACCUAUGAUCUACUGUGUUCAAGCAUGCUGCGUCAUAUACACGAUCUCAACUCAGAAAAGGGGGGACAGGGAGGAUCAGGAGGGAGAUGGGCCAGUCAGACCCUUUCAAAAUUGAGCCCUCUUGUGUCCCAUUAAAAUCAAAAGAUAUAAAAAAAAAAAAGAAAAUCAAAGUAUAUAAUCAGCCAACCAUCUCAGCUGUCUGUCCGGUCUUACCAGUCCAGACAGUGGCAACAGAUCAGAAUGCAUGCACAUCAUACCUGUCCAUACCAGGGUGUGUGUUUGGGGUUGCCUUGGCAUCCAGGUGGCAGUGGUAAUGUAGGGAACACAAGAAUGCUGGAAGUUUCAGAGCCUGAGAGUGAAAUGCCGGCGUUGUUCUGGCCCCGGUCAGAGGCCGGUGAGAGGCGUCUCCACCACUCUGCUGUCAGACUCUCAGGGCGUGUGUCCAGGUGGGUCAGUGAGAGUGCAACCCCCCCCCCC
This is a messenger RNA of Megalops cyprinoides (Indo-Pacific tarpon), 2647 nucleotides long. It is a transcript of the gene map3k7, whose product is annotated as mitogen-activated protein kinase kinase kinase 7. Gene Ontology annotation, biological process: JNK cascade; protein phosphorylation; positive regulation of canonical NF-kappaB signal transduction. The coding region runs from base 171 to 1979 and encodes 602 amino acids. Gene Ontology annotation, molecular function: ATP binding; MAP kinase kinase kinase activity; magnesium ion binding. NCBI's taxonomy places the organism in Eukaryota, Metazoa, Chordata, Actinopteri, Elopiformes, Megalopidae. The record is from RefSeq and is a predicted model, not a curated record. The transcript is spliced from 17 exons.